GUGGUAGCAGACACCAAGGAAUUAUUGUCGAACAAAGUCACCGGAGCCCGAAUUGUCAUUUCCGGCACUGUCUACGGGGCGAAGGAGGCCGUGUCCAGUGGCGUGAACGGGAUGGUGGGCAUGGCCAAGGGGGCCGUCCAGGGCAGCGUGGAGAUGACCUGCUCUGUCGUGGCAGGGGGUGUGAACAGCGUUAUGGGCUCCAGAGUGGGUGAGAUGGUGGUCACCAGUAUGGAUACGAUGCUGGGCAAGUCUGAAGAAUUAGUCGAUUACUAUCUCCCCAUGACGGAACGAGAACUCGCUGAACUGGCUACCUCCAUGGAGGGCUUCGAAACGGGCCCGGUGGAGCAGCAGAAGCAACGGAAAAGUUACUUUGUGCGGUUGGGGUACUUGUCCAGCAAACUUCGCCACCGCGUCUUCCCGCGUUUCCUGGCUAAGUUGAAAGACGCCAAGGAGGGCACCCAAGACGCCCUGGGCCAGCUGCACCAGACUUUAGUGCUGAUUGAACAUGUCAAACACGGGGUGGACCAGAGGCUGCAAAAUGGCCAGGAGAAACUCUUCCAGAUGUGGCUGGUCUGGAGCCAGAUGCAUGCUGGGAACGGCGAGCAGGUGGAUUCAUCACCACAGCCAGAGGCCGAGUCCCGGACGCUGACCGUGUUUCGUGGGCUGGCUCAACAGGUGCAGCUCUCCUGCUGGACCCUCCUGUCCCAGCUCCAGGGUCUCCCCGCCACCAUCCAAGACAAAGCCAGGCUGAUCUGGCACCCGGUGGAGGGCCUCAACCGAUCUUUUUCGACCGCCCAUUCCUUCGAAGAGGUGCCCUCCACUGUAUUGGCCCAGAACUGCCAGCGGAUCGCCAUGCCCCGGGGCUCGGUGGACGAGAUCGUGGACUACGUGGUGCAGAACGUCCCCCUGCCCUGGGUGGUGGGGCCGUUCGCCCCCAGCUUGGUGGAACGGCCUUACGCCUGGGGCAUGGAGGGGAACGAGGAACGAGACGCCCCCCGACGCAAACGCC
This is a messenger RNA of Protobothrops mucrosquamatus (brown spotted pit viper), 1009 nucleotides long. Its product is annotated as perilipin-3-like. The record is from RefSeq and is a predicted model, not a curated record. The annotation marks the transcript as partial. The transcript has 4 exons. NCBI's taxonomy places the organism in Eukaryota, Metazoa, Chordata, Lepidosauria, Squamata, Viperidae. Gene Ontology annotation, cellular component: cytosol; lipid droplet. Gene Ontology annotation, biological process: lipid storage; positive regulation of triglyceride storage.